AUGUUUCCCGCCGCUAUUCGCGGUGCUCGCCGGCUCACGUCAUGCCCCGUCAGCACCGUCUACGCGCGUGGCUUCGCGGCGUCGCAAAACAGUCUGCAAAGCACUACGGAAGCCCCUCCGCCAUCAUCCAAGCCCGAGCCGCCUGCCGACCUCAAUACAGUGCUGGAGAGGAACAUGAACACGCUGCUGGUGACGGAGCUGGUGCGCGGCAUGGGCCUCACGCUCAAGUACUUCUUCGAUAAGAAGCUCACUAUCAACUACCCGUUUGAGAAGGGCCCUCUGAGUCCGCGCUUCAGGGGCGAGCACGCCUUGAGGCGCUACCCCACCGGGGAGGAGCGCUGCAUUGCCUGCAAGCUCUGCGAGGCUGUGUGCCCUGCCCAGGCCAUCACGAUUGAGGCAGAGGCCCGCGAGGAUGGCAGCAGGCGAACCACGAGGUACGACAUAGACAUGACCAAGUGCAUCUACUGCGGGCUGUGCCAGGAGGCGUGUCCGGUGGACGCCAUCGUGGAGGGCCCCAACUUCGAGUUCGCCACCGAGACCCACGAGGAGCUGCUGUACGACAAGGAGAAGCUGCUGGAGAAUGGGGACCGGUGGGAGACGGAGAUUGCCAACAACAUGCAGACCCAGUCCCUCUACCGCUGA
This is a messenger RNA of Closterium sp. Naga37s-1, 642 nucleotides long. Lineage: Eukaryota; Viridiplantae; Streptophyta; Zygnematophyceae; Desmidiales; Closteriaceae. The record is from the annotation of a GenBank genome assembly.